AUGAAGAGAAAGUACAAAACAAAGCAUCUAGAGAAACACCAAAGAAAGAGUUCUGGAAAAUUAUACACUGAGCCUGGUGAAGAUUGUAUAAGGAAGAAACUGAAAGAGAAGAAGCAUAACAAGAAGUCCAAAAAGAAAAGUAGGAGUCCAAGUACAGACUUUGGUUGUGAUGACAAGUCUGAUGGGCAUAGCAGGAAACAUCACAAAAAGAGGAAGAAACACAGGAGGAAAAACAAAAGAGACAAAGACAAGGAUAAAGGGAGGAUGAGAAGGAAUAGCCCAGAUGUGAUUACAGUUACCACUGACAGUCAAAGUGACAAUACAGACCCUACUCUACCCUCAGACAGUAAUGUCUGUACUGUUAGAUCCACUGUUGUUAUUGCAGACAGUGCUAGAAAAACUCAACAAGCAUCUGCUGCCACUGAAUGUAGUUCUAUUGGGGAUGUAGAAAAUCACCCCCCAAAAGAUUAAUGUCAUACUGCCUUUUAAAAUAAACAGUUAUUGAAACAAAUUGCCAAAAAAACAUAUGACUGUUUAUAAAUAAGUUUUUAUAAAUGCCAAAUGUAUAUAUGAAAUGGUAAAUAUUAGGCCUAAUAGGUCUGUAAUUGUAUGACUUCAUGUAACAUCAAUCAUUUUUGUACAACAACAUUCUCAAAGGUUUACAUUUUUUUCAGACCCUUUUUAUGUGACUGGCUCUAAUAAACUGCCUUUUACAAUGUAUU
Messenger RNA from Misgurnus anguillicaudatus (oriental weatherfish), 722 nucleotides. NCBI's taxonomy places the organism in Eukaryota, Metazoa, Chordata, Actinopteri, Cypriniformes, Cobitidae. The record is from RefSeq and is a predicted model, not a curated record.